AUGGGGCUCAGCUUCCUUCAAAAGAAGAACAGAACCGAUGCCGAGUUUGAGGGCAUCCACGCGGUGCUGCCGAAAGACCGCAAGCCCUGGUACAGAACCUGGCAUCUUAUUCAGUUAAAUCUGAUUUUGCUUGUGCCUCUGGUCAGUUCCAGUGCCGUGGGAUAUGACGCCUCUAUGAUGAACGGUCUCCAGUCCUUGACGCAGUGGAAGACCUACUUCGGUCAUCCAAACUCGGCAAUUCUGGGAACCCUGAAUGCCGUGUAUCCCAUUGGAAAGGUUUUGAUGGUCUUCCCUGUCUCCUGGUUAGGAGAUCGGUAUGGCCGCCGAUUCCCAAUGAUCAUCGGACUCUGUGGCAUGGUGGCAUUCGCCAUCUUCCAAGCCGCCUCGCAGAAUGUUGCCAUGUUAAUUGUUUCCCGCUACCUGAUCGGAUCGUGCACCAUAAUGGUCGCACAGCCCUCGCCCAUUCUCAUCACGGAGCUUGCUUUCCCUACGCACCGUGGUAAGCUGACUGCCUUGUACAACUCGUCGUUCUAUAUCGGUGCCAUUAUUGCUGCCUGGGGUACCUAUGGCUCCUUUACUUUGAGUUCCAGCUGGUCGUGGCGAAUUCCUUCCGCUAUCCAAGGUGCUUUGCCGGUAUUGCAGUUGGCUUUCUUCUGGUGCCUCCCCGAAUCGCCUCGUUGGCUGGUAUCCAAAGGCCGCAUCGAAGAAGCUCGAGCGUUCUUUGUUAAACACCAUGCCGGUGGGGAUGAAGCAUCCCCUAUAGUUGAUUUCGAGAUGCAGGAAAUCAUGCAACACAUGGAGACUGGAGAAGAAGGAGCUACCAAAGUCCCUUGGAAGGAAAUGCUUCGCACCCAGGCAAAUCGCCGUCGGACACUUAUUGCUGUGAUCCUUGGAUUCUACUCGCAGUGGUCCGGCACUGGACUGGUCACUUACUACCUUACCCUUGUCCUUGACACGAUCGGCAUCACAGCAACCAAGGAACAGACCCUAGUCAAUGGUAUUCUUCAGAUUGCGAACUUCGCGGGAGCUGUCGGUGUGGGAGCUCUCAUGAUCGACUGGCUCGGUCGCCGUACCCUCUUUUUGAUCUCUGCAGUCGGCCUAUUCUGCAGUUACGUAUGCUGGACCGUUCUCUCGAUGGAGUUCCACAGGACCGGAAAUCCCUCUACAGCCAAAGGUGUCCUAGGUUUCAUCUUUAUUGCCUGCUUCUUCUUCAAUAUUGCCUGGACCCCUAUGCUUUAUGCUUACACGGUGGAGAUCUUCCCCUACAAGCUGCGCUCAUUUGGUCUUUCAACCGCUCUGAUGACAGCCAAUCUGGCGUUGAUUCUGGGCCAGUUUGUCCACCCGAUCGCGCUUGCCGAUAUCGGCCAGAGAUACUACAUCCUUUUCUGCUGCUUGCUCUUCGUCCUCAUUUUCUUGAUUUACUUCCUGUUCCCGGAAACCAAGAACCGUACUCUCGAAGAGAUUGCGUUUAUCUUUGAAGGAGAACAGAACAUUCUUGGCCAGAAAGUUGCGGAAGAGCCGGCCGUGAUGAAUGAGAAAGAGCAAGUAGUUACCAAGAAGAUGGAAAUCAACGUCUGA
Messenger RNA from Penicillium expansum, 1578 nucleotides. RefSeq names its product Major facilitator superfamily domain, general substrate transporter. Gene Ontology annotation, molecular function: carbohydrate:proton symporter activity. Lineage: Eukaryota; Fungi; Ascomycota; Eurotiomycetes; Eurotiales; Aspergillaceae. Gene Ontology annotation, cellular component: membrane. The transcript is spliced from 4 exons. The record is from RefSeq and is a predicted model, not a curated record. Gene Ontology annotation, biological process: carbohydrate transport; transmembrane transport. Bases 1 to 1578 code for a protein of 525 amino acids.